Messenger RNA from Volvox carteri f. nagariensis, 2124 nucleotides. RefSeq lists its product as uncharacterized. The transcript has 2 exons. Lineage: Eukaryota; Viridiplantae; Chlorophyta; Chlorophyceae; Chlamydomonadales; Volvocaceae. The coding region runs from base 97 to 1209 and encodes 370 amino acids. The record is from RefSeq and is a predicted model, not a curated record.
CAUCUACGCAACUAAAAUAAGAUAUUAACUCACCAGUUUGAGUAAGACUAUACUGCGUAGCGUCAACAGCUUACACGUCACGUUGGCGCCGAAGAAAUGCAACAUACAGGCCGUGCACCGAACAGCGCUUUAAGGAUAGGGCAAGAGCCGGCUGACGUGUGUCCCUUUCGUGCCUUUCGCCGCCUGGCGUCAUCUCCGCGACUACGUGACUGCUUCUCCGAGCGCGUUCCAGCCUCUUCGGCACGGCCUCUUCCUCUGCCUCCUCGAUAUGCUCCAAGCCAUGCAAAUGUCGGAGUCGUUGAGCGGAUUGAAGGGGCAGAGGAGCUCUUGCCACUUCCGCGGAACCUCGAAUCUCCAUCUGAUGACCCAUCGCUUGCGAACCCCCUACAGCGCAUGGAGCGGCUGUCCACGGGCUGGUUUGGAGUUAUCAUGGAGUUCGAGGGCGUUGUUGUGGAGGCCUCAGACGAGACGCACCGGCAGGCUUGGCUCCAAGUUGCUGAUGAGUUCAAGUACAAGCGGCCACUUGGACAGCUGCUGCGUCGGAUUAAGGGUGUUCGAGACGAGGUUGUAGUGUCUCGCGUGUUUGGCUGGACGCAUAACCCGAGCGUGGCGCGUCAGGUGGCGCAACGCAAGGGUGAAAUAUACGAGCAGCUGAUGGGUGGUCGGCAACCUGCCGCGAUGUUGGAAGCUCGACCCUUCCUCGAGACUUUGAAGCGGUACAGCGUACCUGUCGCGCUCGCAACGCCACUUCAUGAAGCAAAGGUGCACGAAGCUCUGCAGCGGCACAACCUGCAAGGGUACUUCGACGCGACGGUGACAGCGGAGGACAGCGGCUCGGCAGAGGUGGAGUUCUAUUACGCGUACGCUGCAAGCAAAAUUCAGCGUCCGCCAAUUCGCUGCGUUGUCGUUGGCGAAUCAAAUACGAGCGUCGAGGCAGCACACGAGCUGGGCAUGAAGUGUGUCGUCGUAACCGGCAACGCGCCGGUUUAUGAUUUCACAGGUGCCGAUCUUGUCGUGCGCAACCUGUCACAGCUGUCCUUCAUGAACAUGAAGCGCCUGUUCGCCGACGAGAAUCUCGUGGAGUCGCGUCUAAGUGGGGAGGAGGGCGCAGGGCGAGAGGCACUCGCUAGCGUCGACGAGGAUGAUUACGCCGACGACGAUGACGAGGGGUUUCAGCCAAUGUCCGGGGCGGCCUUAGCACGGUGGUAGGGUUGCUCACCAUGUGGCGUGCGUGAUUUGACGUUUUAUGUAUCCAUGCGCACGUUAGCUAGAUGUGCACAACAACAGGGAGGGAUUGUUACCGGAAGCGCGGGUCGGUCUUGCAAACAUUGAAGAACCACAAGAUGAGGCAUGCUCAGAUACACGGCUGAUAAGGAUUGCGGUAGUUUGUUUCCUUGAUGUUGGUGAUGUUUCGUUUGUUUGUCAUUUGUGGCCGAGUGGCGUCUGGCCCCGUAGUCUUCCUCCUUGUCCCCCUUCCUGCGCCUUUGACCCAUGUCAUGACGCGAGGAUGGGAGACACAAAUGUAUCAUUAGCGUGCUGCUUGGUUGUGGGGUCUACAUAAUUGGCGCCUGCAGCGCUCGGACGCCCACUCCUGUACUAUAACCACCUGCCCUGAUGUCUUAACCUAUUCUUUCCAAGAACUGUCCAUUGGUGUUAAUUUGUGAAGGCGGAGGCGGGGAGACCGCAACUGCUUUGAUUGUUGUUGGCAUGUUUGCCCGGGCAUAGCUUAGUACGUAAUGAUGCCCGUUUCCCAGUCGCCAUUCGUGGGCCAACUCUCAUUUGUAGACUAAAUGCAGAUUAAGGUAUGACGAGCCCACGUGUGUUUUUACAGAUCUUGGGACCGCUUCUGCUGUGAGAGGUGUCACUGGCGACGAGGACUCAAAACGUUUGUUGGUUUGGGGACGUGAACCUGGCAUUUUCAGGUAUCUUACAGAUUAAUGGAGAAUUCUCAUGAUGGUGCAAUGUGUUUGCAACGGUGAUUGUCGGCCCAGGAUACAUAGGAAGCUGUUAGGGGGAAGUAGGUCCCUGGUGUUGCUUGCGGUGGGGGGGUUGAGGAGCAGGCGGCUGUCCACUGUGCCAGCUCAAGGUGUACAGUUAGGAUACAUCUUUUAACAUCAUCGUCAU